AUGAGCGACGAGAAGUCCGCCAAGGCGGAGCUCAAGGACGAGAUGCUCAAGCAGGUGAAGAGCCCCCAGUUCGUCGUCGUGGCGCUGCUCUUCGUCGUCUUCGAGCUCGUCAUCGUCUUCGGCAUCGACACGAGCAGCCGCCGCGAGGAGCUCCAGUGGCACUGGCUGUCGCUCUACUUCCUCAUCCUCUGCGGCCUCACGCCCAUCACCAUGGACAGCAAGCUCUUCUUCCGGGGCGGCAUCGCGGACGACGCGACGGACACGCAGUCGAGCGCGCUCGUCGGCUCGUCCGCGUUCAUCUCCUGGAUCUUCGCCAAGUCCAUCACGAACGCGUCGAAGAAGGGCGGCUCCUACGGCAUCUGCGGCGGCUUCGGCUACGCCGCCUGGUACCUCGCCUUCCCGUCCGCGGCCGUCGCGUGCUACCAGCUCCGCCGCAAGGGCUACAAGUCGCUGCCCGGCGCCAUCCACGCCAAGUACGGCACCUGCGCCGUGCUCGUCUUCGCCUGCUGCGUGCUCUACCGCCUCUACAACGAGGUCUGGUCGAACUCGCGCGUCAUCGCGGAUUUCUACGGCCGCGAGACGAAGAACUACAAGCUCGACGACGGCACGACGGAGACGGUCGACGCGUCGGACCCCUGGUGGGCCGCGGCGAUCAUCGCGACGGCCCUGCCCCUCUGCUACGUCUUCGCCGGGGGCAUGCGCUCGUCGCUGCUGUCGGACUCGGCCCAGGCCUUCCUCGCCGUCGUCACGCUCGCCGUCGUCCUCGUCGCGAUCCAGUACGAGCGGGCGAGCAACGACGACCUGCGCAAGUUCGCCAAGUCCUACAGCCACUGGGGCCUCUUCCAGUGGGUGCCCAAGCCGGAGCUGAGCCCGCUGUCGCUCAAGGGCGGCAUGGACAUGUUCGCGCUCGGCGCCGUGCAGGGCGGCUUCUCCUACGCGUUCUUCGACCCCGUGCUCACGGACCGCUGCUUCCUCGCGGACCCCAAGACCAUGGCGCGCUGCUUCACGGUCGGCGGCUUCGCCGCCGCCUGGUUCAUCACGCUCUUCUCCAUCAUCGGCGUCCACGGCUCCAUGCUCGGCAAGUGCGUGUCCGCGGGCUACUGCGACUCCAGCGACCUCCGCGGCGCGGACGUCGCCCAGGUCACGGCCGGCGCGCCCCACGCCGUCGCCCAGACGCUGGGCACCGUGCUCUUCUCCUUCAUCAACAUCAUCAUGGUCACGUCGGGCAUCUCGACGCUCGACUCGACGUUCACGUCCGUCGCGAAAUUGGUCGGGCCCGACGUCCACGGCUUCCUCACGACGGGCAAGCCCAUGCCCCUCGCCGACGCGACCAAGGACCACGUGAACAUCGGCCGCGCGGCCAUGGUGCUCGUCGCCGUCGUCGGCACGCUGCCCCUCCUCGACAACCCCGCGGAGCUCGACGCGACGACGGUCGCGGGCACGAUCGUCAUGGGCCUCGGCGCGCCCAUCUACAUGCUCGCGCUCCUCCCGAAGCAGCUCGAGUGGAAGGGCACGCGCCCCCUCGCCUUCCUCGUGCCCGUGCUCACCUGCGCGGCGCUCGGCAUCUGCUUCCGGCUCUCGACGGCCAAGGACAAGCACAAGGAGCUGAAGUACCCGGGCAUCGCGAAGAACAUCGACUUCUCCUACCUCAACGUCGGCGAGGGCGUCUACCGCACCUACCUCGGCAUCAACAUCCUGGGCGCCUGCAUCUCCCUCGGCGCGUGGUUCCUGUUCACGUUCGACUGGUGCUGGUUCGUCGACGAGGGCGACGAGUUCGAGCCCGCGCAGAAGGCGUUGCUCGUCGCCGACGAGCCGUCCGAGGACGACGUCGAGAUGGUCAAGCCGCCGAACCCGCCGUCGGCGGCCGAGGAGAUGAGCCUCGCCGUCGGCGGCCGCGCCGCGGACGACGAGCCGACGUCCGGCGGCGCGCCGCCGGCCGCCGAGGCCUGA
This is a messenger RNA of Aureococcus anophagefferens, 1950 nucleotides long. RefSeq lists its product as hypothetical. The transcript has a single exon. Lineage: Eukaryota; Pelagophyceae; Pelagomonadales; Pelagomonadaceae. Gene Ontology annotation, molecular function: transmembrane transporter activity. The record is from RefSeq and is a predicted model, not a curated record. Bases 1 to 1950 code for a protein of 649 amino acids. Gene Ontology annotation, biological process: transmembrane transport. Gene Ontology annotation, cellular component: membrane.